Molecule: messenger RNA, 1963 nt
Organism: Carica papaya (papaya)
Lineage: Eukaryota; Viridiplantae; Streptophyta; Magnoliopsida; Brassicales; Caricaceae
Product: carboxyl-terminal proteinase, putative (DUF239)
Source: RefSeq, a predicted model, not a curated record
AAGCAAGGAACUUUGGAAAUCCAGAAUGGAGUGUAAUUCCAAUCUGUCCUCAUACAACCAAAGUAAAGAAUAACAGAACUGUACCAUUUUGCCCUAUAAUCUUCACACCAAUAAAGCUAAAGUUUCAGUCCUUGUAUUGGAGACUGGAAACACUCUCUUCUUCUCUCACCUCUAUUUUUUUAUUUUUCUCUUCAAAAAAAUUUUAAAAUAGCAGCAUGAUUUCAUCACUACCCAGUAUUUAUAUCACCAUUACCACAUGGGCAAAACUUUAAGAAAAUCCAACCAGUUUCUCUGUUUUCUUUAAUCACCUCAUGCCUGGGAACCUCUGCUUGUCAGAACAUAAAAACCAACAAGGUAUUAGAAACUGAGGCAGUAGAAUUAGAAACAGAGAGAGAGAGAGACUGAAAGUUGAGAGAUUGUUCUUCUUCUUCUUCUUCUCAUUUUUUUCUUUUUUUUGUGUGUAUUCUUAUUCUUAUUUUGGGGGGUUUGAAUUGAAUAGCUUUGGAAAUGGUGAGAGUGGAACUGGGUUCCUUAGAAUGGUGAUUAUAUGCUGGGUGGAUUUGAUGGGAGAUGUGUUUCAAUGGGCAAGAACGAGGAAUAAACAGUCUUAUUUUUUUCAUCACACAACAAGACAGAACCAAUGUAUACGACAAUUGCAUACAGAUUUAGUCGGAGAAACAUCAAAAGAAAAUUCCUCAAAUAUGGCGUCUAGCUGGUCUAAGAUCUUCCCCCUCAUUCCUCUUUUUGUAUUCUUUCUUCUUGUUGCUUCUUCAUUUUCUCCCGUCUAUUCCUUGGAAACAAACAAUUCACAUGCAACCAAUCAAACUUUCCGGCCGGAGAAAGAGUUGCAGAAGUUGAAAAGAAUAAGACAACACCUCAGCAGGAUCAACAAGCCUGCUGUCAAGACAAUUCAGAGUCCGGAUGGUGAUAUAAUCGAUUGUGUUUUAUCUCAUCAUCAACCAGCUUUCGAUCAUCCUCUUUUGAGAGGACAGAAACCCUUGGAUCUACCAGAGAGACCAGGAGGCCGUAACCCAACAGGUUCGAUGUCUGAAACAUUCCAGUUAUGGAGUUUGUCAGGGGAAACAUGUCCCGGGGGGACAAUUCCAAUCAGGAGAACAAAUGAAGAGGACAUGUUAAGGGCAAGUUCUCUUCGACGAUUUGGAAGGAAAAUAAGACGUGUUAGAAGAGAUUCAAGUGGCAAUGAUCAUGAACACGCUGUUGGAUACGUGAGUGGAGAGCAAUAUUUUGGAGCAAAGGCGAGCAUAAACGUGUGGGCACCCCGAGUUUCAAAUCAAAAUGAAUUUAGCUUAUCACAAAUGUGGAUCAUCUCUGGUUCUUUUGGUAAUGAUCUUAACACCAUUGAAGCUGGUUGGCAGGUAAGCCCAGAGUUGUACGGGGAUAGCUAUCCUAGGUUCUUUACUUAUUGGACGAGUGACGCGUAUCAAGCUACUGGCUGCUACAAUCUGCUGUGCUCCGGUUUUGUUCAGACUAAUAAUAGAAUUGUAAUCGGAGCUGCAAUUUCUCCAACCUCAUCCUAUAAUGGCGGCCAAUUUGAUAUCAGCUUAUUGAUUUGGAAGGAUCCGAAGCAUGGAAAUUGGUGGCUAGAAUUCGGGUCGGGUGUUCUAGUCGGGUACUGGCCAUCAUUUUUGUUUACCCACUUGAGAGAUCAUGCAAGCAUGGUACAGUUUGGUGGAGAAGUGGUCAACUCCAGGCCGUCUGGUUCGCAUACAUCCACACAAAUGGGAAGCGGCCAUUUCGCCGGCGAAGGGUUUGGAAAAGCUUCUUAUUUUAGGAACCUGCAGGUUGUUGAUUGGGAUAAUAACUUAAUCCCAUUAUCAAAUCUAAGGGUUUUAGCUGACCAUCCAAACUGCUACGACAUUCAAGGAGGGAUCAACAGAGUCUGGGGCAAUUAUUUUUACUACGGAGGACCUGGAAGAAAUGGGAGGUGUCCCUAAACCAAAAA